Molecule: messenger RNA, 863 nt
Organism: Racocetra persica
Lineage: Eukaryota; Fungi; Glomeromycota; Glomeromycetes; Diversisporales; Gigasporaceae
Source: the annotation of a GenBank genome assembly
ACAAUGAGAUUGAAAUGAUUUUAUUUGUGCCUGCAAAUUCUGAUGAGAGAGAUUCAGAGACUCAGGCUGUUUUUGAAAAAGACAGUUUUUAUUCGGUUGGUGGUAAGAUUGUACCUGGAUUUUAUGAAGGCAAUAAGCGGCCGAAGAUGACUGUUUCUAUUUCAACUUGUGUGACUAUUAAUAAGGUCGCCAAUUCAAAUAAAUGUCCAUUGAAAAUUUCUAUGGUAGGGAUUCCUCAAGAGUCACCACGGGUAAUUGCGAAUGAUGAAAACGCUAUUUUUAACAUGUUAAUAAAUGAUUAUGCUGGGCAGGAGUAUAAUUUUGUUGUUAAGGUUGUUUUUCUACAUUUGAAUUCGCGACUUUCACAUUUAAAGACUACAAUUCGUCCGCAAGAGUCAUUUGUUUUUGUUGUUGGGCAGUUAGAAGUCAUUGAUAAUGACUUUUAUAUUUAUGCGAAAGAUAUCAAUUUUAUCAAUAUUCAUUUGUUAUCUAAGCAGAAAGUCUCUGAUAAUAGCAGUACUCGUAAUUCAUCUGAAGUUAUUAACACUACUCGAUCAAAACUUCUUUCUACUCAUCGGAAUUUGGUUGGAAAUACGAAAGCAACUUCUGAAGUUGAAACAUCUCUUAUUGCAUCGAAUGAACCGUCGGAUAAAUCUGAAUCUAGUUUACUUUUGUCGAAGAAUGUUUUUUCUUCGAAUUAUUCAGAAUCUGAAUAUUUUGAUGAAUCUGCAGACCUUAAUGGUGAUUUGCAUUUAGAUGAAUAUGUCAAAGUAGAUGGGUCUAUUCAAAGUGAUGGUACUGAAGAAGUACAAACAAAAAAAAGACGUCGAAAGAAUCCUGGUCGUAGUGGUAAAAAACGAUAA